AUGACGCAGGAGCAAUCAAUCUUCGUCUCCGUGGAUCCAGCCAAGAAGCUGCUGAUGGGGGAAACGACACUGACGGUGGAAUGCAAGUCGACGCAGAGUCGCAAGCUCCGGCUGAAUUGCACGCGGCAGUGCCGCAUUGCGUCCAUCCACAUCGAGUCCAAGCCCGCACAGUUCAAGAUCACGGAUCCCAUGGAGGUCAUUCUUCCGCCUGACGCCAGCGAGGGGGAGGAGCUUCCAUCGUACGGAAAGAGCUGGCUGCGGCGCGUGGAGGUGGCUGGCGAGGGAGAGCUGGCUGUCGACGUGCCGGCGGAGGUGGUGGCACAGCUGGCGCAGGAGCAGGGGCAACUGGACAGGAAGAGGGCAGCGUGGGAGAGGAAAGCGCAGCUGGCGAAGGAGAAGGCAGAGAGGGAGGAGAGGGAGAGGGAGAAGCGCGAACAAGAGAAGGCAGAUGGGAUCGUGAUGCCGGAUGAAGGGGAUAAGCACCGUGAUACUGGUGCCAGUGCAACACAGGCAACAGACACAAGCAGCAAACAGGCGCAACCACAACCAGGCACAACCACAGCAGACACGGCUGCAGUAGCGAGUGGCGGCAGCCAUCAGCCCAGCGGAACACAGCACGAAGGUGGUCGUGACGGUUUGCAGGCAGAUGCAAGCGCAAGCACAAAGAAGAAUUGUGACACCACUGCCACCAACAACAGCGCCAACAACAGCAGUACCAGUGGCACUGAAGGUGAUGGCAAGAGUGCAGCAACGACGACAACUGCCAGUGCAGAGACGGGCGGUGGUGAUGGGAAGACCGGUGAGCCGACAGCAGUGACUUCUGCAAUGAAGAGUGAAGCGAGAGCAACAGUCGCGGAGGAGAAGAGGAGUGAUGAUGGUGUGAAACGUGGGGAGGACGUAAAAGGUAGUGAGCAGCAGCAGCAGCGGCAGGAAGCGGAAAGUGAGCAAGCACAGGAGCAAGACGCGAAGGUUGCUGUAAAGACGGAAGAGAAACCAACAGAAGAUGAUGUUGUGGACAAAACAACCACGCAGCAGCAACAGCAACAACAACAACAACAGCAGCAGCAGCAGCCAGGGGUCGAUGACGGGAAGCAACAGAUAGAAACGAGGCAGAAACGAGUGCUUCUGAUGGUGACACCAAGACAGAACACGGCAAGGAUGAUGGCAGCGAAGGGGCUGAUGACAGUGCACCUGCACGCCACCCGACAUUCACAAUCACAAUUCGCUUCCGUGUGCAGUCACCAACAGCUGGGCUCUGCUUCGCCAACAGCUGGGCUCUGCUUCUCAGAGGGCGAUGGCGAUGGUGGCCUGCCGCUGCAGGUGUUUACGCGCGGGUUUGGGGAGACGCGUGCGUGGCUGCCGUGUCUCGACGCGCCGCACCAGCGCGGAGAAUGGCGCAUAUCCAUCGCCGCUCCAAAACCGUUCAAGGCCGUCGCUUCCGGCAUCCUCGCUUCAGUCGGUGUUGCGGCAAAGAGUGGCCUGGUCGUGUACACAUAUGAACUUCAAGUCCCGACACCGGCGGCGUCCAUUGGAUUCGCAGUCGCGGAGAUGGAUGCAAUGACGCUGAGUGACGACAGCUUCCGCGCAUAUGCGCACCCGGCACUCAAGCGGCUUCUCGAGCCAACAACAGAAUGUUGCCCAACGAUAUCGGACGUGUAUGAGGACAUCUUUGACCUGUGUCCGUAUGAACACCACCACCUCGUCUUUCUCGACUGCUGCCAGCGUCUCCACUCCUUCGCUUGCCUCAGCAUCUUCCCGAGCGACACGUAUCUGACGGUUGGGCUGAGCGAGCUGCUUGUUGGCCGCUAUGUUGAGAAGGUGCAAGGGAGGAAUGAGGUGCGCUAUCUGCAGAAGGAGUGCCUUGAUUACAUCAAGCAGGAGCAUUUCAAGGACGAACUGCCCUUGCAUGACCCAUCGCGUAUGCAUUUGGCAGAGUACGACACGGCGUAUGUGCGGUGCAAGUCAUAUCUCGUCUUUGAGAUGAUGGAGCGGCGAAUUGGACGCGAAACAUUCAAGGGGGCCCUCAAACAUCUGAUCGAGCAAGCGCCGCUCGGCAAAACCGCACACUCGCAUCUCAUCGCCCAUCGCGCUUUCCUGGACCUCGUGAAGAAGCUGUGCAACAUCGACCUGGGAACGUUCAUGGCGACGUGGAUUGAGCAGCGCGACCUUGCUCGUCUGCGCUGCUGGUACAGUUUUUCCCAACAGGAGAAUAGUCUCGCUGUUGUCAUCAAGCAGGAGUACGGCGUCGUGUACAUGGAGGAGUUGGAGAUUUGUGUGCAGCGCAUCGACACGUUUGAAAUCAAGCGUGUGCGGCUGGAAGGAAUUACAACGCUCGACCACGACUCGAAGCUGCUGGCGUCCAUCACCGUUGAGCAGGAGCACUGGGCAUGGGGAUACCAGGCCAGGCUCGACCGACAAGCGCUUGCAGCGUGUGCUAACAUCGCUCACCGCCGAUAG
Messenger RNA from Salpingoeca rosetta, 2457 nucleotides. RefSeq lists its product as uncharacterized. Gene Ontology annotation, cellular component: transcription factor TFIID complex. NCBI's taxonomy places the organism in Eukaryota, Choanoflagellata, Craspedida, Salpingoecidae. Gene Ontology annotation, molecular function: transcription cis-regulatory region binding; chromatin binding; RNA polymerase II general transcription initiation factor activity. Bases 1 to 2457 code for a protein of 818 amino acids. The transcript is spliced from 14 exons. Gene Ontology annotation, biological process: transcription initiation at RNA polymerase II promoter. The record is from RefSeq and is a predicted model, not a curated record.